GACCGUGCCCUGACCCCUCGCAGUGCCUGUUUUCCUGUGUGACAGCAGCUUGAGCCGUUUGGCUGAGGAGGAAAUUGAGAUGGAGCCAGAUUCCGACGAGGAUCUGGAGGAACAGGUUGACUACUUUUUCAGUCAGGCGGACGAGGAUGGGAUGGUCGGGAAGGAGGAGACUCGGACGUACUUCCUGCGCUACUUGCCCGGGUUGGGGGACGGAGCGGGGGUGGUGGGCAAGGUCGGCGAGUUGCCGGAGAUUGUGGAGUUGUCGGAUUUCGGCAAGGCGAGGGGCACGGUGCUGGGCAAGAGCCAGACGUACAAUCUCAGUUACUGUGAGGAGAUAGACCCUGCUCACUUGUCAUCCUCACCAGAAGAUGCCAGUCACAUCUACGACUCAGAGCUGCUGGAGGAGGACGAGACACUUGAUGAUGGAAAUGCGAACCCUGGGCCUGAGAGAGACAGGGAGCUGGACAUGACCGAGGACGAGGGGGGGGUGGGGGACCUGCUGCUGGAUUCUGACGAGGGCACCAGCCGAGAGCUGGACCCUGAGGAAGAAGAAGAAUACUCUGAUCUGCCGUGCGAUGAAGAUGAGGAGAUGGAAGAGCUGAGCCAAGGCGGCUUCCAGCAGCCAGCCCAAGACUAUAGCAAGAAGCCGGGCACGAUGGAUCACGGGGACCAGUUUUCAGACUAUUCGAAUGGAAGUUUGAGUCACUCAACGACUCUGGGCAAUAACUCGCCUCUACCACCCAUGGACUGUGGACCUCGGCAACCGAUGGGUACUAACAGUCCGGAGCACUGCGGAGACAGCCCCUCACUGCUGCCAGGCCACGUGACCGGGCGUAAGAAGAUGGCGAGGAAAGAGCCACGAGGCAGUGUCUCGUUUGACGGCUCAGUGCCGUAUCUCAACUCCUCGCUGCUGAGCCACUUGUCCGUGGAGGACCUGGGCACUGGGCUGAACAUCGAAGCUGAAACCAUCCCAGACUCGUCCUGCGCUGACAGCAUCGACGAGUCAACCCACAGGAUGGCCAGCAUGGUGGAGAAGCUGCAGUCUGGGUCUGCCCAAGCUGGUCCUAGCUGUGAGGGCAGAGUGGGAUCUGAUGGAACAUCCAAGCCAGUCCCUCGAUACCUCGACUCCCAGGCCUUCAGCCGGACACUGGUUCUGAAGAACGGGUCCAGGGAACGAGCCUUGGCCAGAGGCAACUCGACAUCUCCAAACCUCCAGAAGAAAGAUGCUCGGGGGACGUCCAGAGAGGAUUCUCCCAAACCAUCCUCCGUCAGGGAGACCGUGGACACCCCAGUGUACGGCCGCGGGAAGAUCAACCACCCGCUGCCCGAUUUCUCUAAAGUGGAACCGAGGGUCAAGUUCCCAAAGGACAGCCAAGGUUACCAGAAACCCAAGAGCAAGGCCUUCCUGGUGAGGAGCAAAGUCAUUGGCAGCAAAACCGAGGUUUACCUGCAGUCUCCCGCGGACAUUGUCCGCCAGGUCUUGCAAAGCAGUAACGAGUGCGAACCGGUCACACCAACCCCCGUGGGGGCAAAAGUCCUGGAGGAGUUCAAGUCACCCCAUCAGGCAUCCGAGAUGGUCUAUCAGCUACAGGAGGAUUAUCGCAGGCUUUUGACCAAAUAUGCCGAGGCCGAAAAUACUAUUGAUCGUUUGCGGAUCGGGGCUAAGGUCAGCCUGUUCGCGGCGGCUCCCGAUCCCGGCCAGAGCAUUCCGAUGGCUUCCCACAACCCGUGUCUGAAGUUCACGACCAUCGCCAUCCCCCGGGCGCAGAGAGCAGAGAUCAGCCUGGCCCCAAGCCCCGGGGGACACACAGAGAUGGACUCCGCAGCUUCUAACUCAGGAAUAAAGAACCAAGAGGUGAGCGAAUGCUUCAUGGAGCCAGUCAAUGGUUUGUCCUCUGGCCGAAAUAUGUGUGGACCGGAGGCUACGACAGGGGAAUGUCUGACCUGGGCACUCGCCGAGGGAGCAGACAGCUUACAGAGAAAGAUGGAUGAGUUUGAAGGCCUGAUGGACGAAGGGAAGGUGCUGCCAGAGGCACAGUUGAGGGCAUUUCAGCAGCUGAAGGACAUUCAGGACACUCUAGAGCGAGGGUACCUCCAGGCUCGUGAGGAACAUCGAGGCCUGCAGCUAAGAGGUCCCGGGAGCGACCAAAUGGCUGGGGACUUUGAUCUAAACAGGGAAGUGGAGGGGAGCAUUUUCCGACUGGGAAUGAACCUGGAGGAUCUGAAGGAACGGGUGGACACAGCCUUGCAGAUCCACAGCUGCCCACUGCCCCAGCCAGGACUCCCGCACGCCCCCAGCCUGUGCCAUCCAGGGCCCACGCCAGCCUUCAGGACCUCCACGGCCUUCCCCAAGACACAGCCCCGCACCUCACUCUGCCAGUUACCCACAGCCACUGUCCCGCCUCCCAGCCCCGAGGGCCCGUUCCUGAGCACUGCCCGCCUGGGCCACCCGCGGGUGAACACGGAGGUGAGCUCUGUGAGCGGAGACAGCGAGUACGGGUGUCCUGACCCCGAGACCCUCCAGCACCGGCACGUGGACCCCCAGAGCGGAGCCGGGCACUUUAUGGACCAACACCGUAACACAGCAUCUGAGCCACCAAGUGUCGGGUGGGUGAGGGGAGGCAUGGAGUCUCCCCGAGCCCCCCUGGCCCCUCAAGCCCAGAGAAUGGAGAAGGCGGAACUGAACUGCGUGGAUAGAAAGGUUCCAAGGCAGGAGCAGGAGCAGGAGGAGCACAUCAGGAAUAUUCCAGUCCCGAGACAAGCGGUGAAAAUGCACAUCACAUUCCCCAGCUGCCUGACGGGGAAUCAGCAGCCAGUGCUGGAGAGAGAGGAGCAUCCAGCGGCCUGUGGGGCCUGGGCACGGGCUCUGUCCCCCAUUCCCAGGAGAAGCUGCCAGAGAGAGAGCGCGAGGGAAAGAGAGCUUCCCCACCAGCCAUCCUUACGCAGCAGCACCGCCAGCCUCGGUGAGAGAGACCUCUCCCCCGAUCCAGGACUCUGCCGAUCUCUCUACCGCACCAAGUCGGUACAACUGGAGGACCGGAUCAUUUCCCCGGAGACGGACAGCGGGUUUGUGGGCUCCGAGAGCAGCAGGCUGACCGCAGCAGCCGAGACCCCCGAACAUCAGUGCCUCCUGAACAGGCCCCAGAGUGUACGGGACCCCCCUGGUCGGCCCCCCGCCUGUGCUGAUGGAGCUCCGCGGAAACCCUUGCAGGCUCAGGACCCUCACCAGGAACACGGCUCCGCCAAGAAGCUGAGGCACAGCCUCCUGUCCAGGAAGGACAGUCUGGCACAGCCUGACUUGUCAGGGACCAGCUCCCCAGGCCAGUGGGCGGGCAGUGUCCUGAGCGAGUUUGAGCAGGAGACUUACGUCACUCAGAGCGAGUCGGAGGCCGAUGGGCAAAGUUGUUCUCCCACGUCAAGGACCCCUCAGCCCGCGUUCCUCUCGUCGAGCUUCCACCCCAAGCUCUGCUCCACUACUCUGACCGUGCGCUCAGCCCGAGAUGAGGCCAUUCAGGCUCUGCAGAACGAGGUGUCUCAGCUCAAGCAACGUUUGGAGGCGUGUCUGCAAAGGCCACAGGCAGAUUCCGAACAGGAACCGUGCACCAGCCCCCCGCUCCGCGCCUGGCCCCCCGACUGCCAGACCCCCAACAGCAAGCCGAUCCCGAGAGCUUCCGACAGGCACCGGAAACAGAGGCAGGAGAACGGACAUGAGGGAUGUUACUAUCGCACCUCGUCCUGUGGUCACCCUCGCUCCAGGCGGGAUCCACAGCACAAAGCACAACUGGAUAUAAGUAGCGAGGCAGAGCCAUCUCUGUCCAAACCACAGCCAUUCGCCUCCAAACACCUUCACCCCAGCGGCCCCCUCGCCUCCGCAUACACGCGACCCCCGCCUUGUGAAGGUCGAAAACUCGAGACAGUUAGAGUCAAAGGACCGUACACAGGCACUGACUACACCUUAUUUGUACCUUGGGCCUCGGGACAAGUGGACGUGGUUGAUGUGGGAGUCUGUCCUCACUGUGGCUCACAGCCUCCUGGGAACGGCCCAUUGAAGAGCAGCUCCAUCUCCACGUCACGGGGCAGACAGCCCCAGCCUUGCCCCCUGUGUACAGGGUCUGGUACCCAGCUCAGGACAGGAGAGGAGCCUCAGCCUGCUGCUAAAGUGGAGCCGGGAGACACGUGCGGGCGGAGCCGCGGAGCCAGGAAGCAGCGCAGCGUGCGUGUGAGCGAGGCUCCUCCUGUGUACAGCUGCCUGCCCCCCCCACACUACGUGCCUUACUCUUUACCAGCUUUUUACAUUGCUGCACCAGCCUCCCAGUACACCUCUCCCACCCGCUCGCACCUGUACUACCCAUCGGGCUUUAAGGUGGUGGAGGCAACGCCACUGUCUGCUCGCACAGCGUCACCAAACCGACAUCGGCACAACCACCACGAGGCAGUCAAGCUCUCUGACAGGAGUCACUCCUCCCUGGACCAGGCCAUCGAGGCAGCGAGAGACAUGAAGUGGACGUCAAAGAGAAUGGUGAGAGCGUUGGCCUCAGACCUGGGGAAGGCAAGAGCUGUCCAGUCAUCCUUCUACCUGUGAGUGAGCGAGAGAGCAGAUCAUUCCUUACCUGCAUCAAUGAGCAGAACAAAGUACUGUACACAUCACAGCCUCUCCACAACUGCACAUCACGGACCUUGUAGAUUAUUAAUCUGCUCGAUCAUGUGAGUUGUGUGAGACCGACCGACAGACAGACCGACCACUGUGUGACUAUUUUUUUGGGGGGGAGGGGUUGGGGUGAUCUGCUUAAAAAAAAAAUUUUUUUAACUAAAAUAGAAUUUGAGCGAUGGUCAUAUGUAGCACGGGUCAGAAAUGUUUUAUUCUGUGAAUUUUUGUAACCAGAUAUAUUUUUGUACAAAAGAAAUGGUUUUAGUGGGUGACGAGAUGCCAAAACCUCAACAGCUAAAUGGGCAUUAAUCACCAACACACUGCAAUGCUGCUCAACAGGUUCAGCUCUUAGCUUUCAGCCAGUGACGCUGUUGGUGUCUCAAUGUUUUAAGUCAGAAGGUUGUGGGUUUAAGCCCCACACAGGGAUUUGGGAGGUCACAUAAUCCAGGCUGAUGCUCCACCACAGUGUUGGGGGUGGGGAGGGGGGGGGGG
This is a messenger RNA of Callorhinchus milii (elephant shark), 5140 nucleotides long. RefSeq names its product AT-hook transcription factor (gene akna). Gene Ontology annotation, cellular component: centrosome. NCBI's taxonomy places the organism in Eukaryota, Metazoa, Chordata, Chondrichthyes, Chimaeriformes, Callorhinchidae. Gene Ontology annotation, biological process: epithelial to mesenchymal transition; neuroblast division in subventricular zone; neuroblast delamination. The record is from RefSeq and is a predicted model, not a curated record. The transcript is spliced from 22 exons. Bases 80 to 4582 code for a protein of 1500 amino acids.